UUCUCGGCCUCCUCCUCAGCAUCACGAGAGACUUUUCCUCCUAUCUCUCCCUCGGCCUGAUCCUUCCGCGCCUUCAUCCCGGAGGGAGCCCUCCGAAGCCGCUUCCUGGGGCGCCGGGAGAAGCGGACGCGGGAGGUUCUGUGAUCAUGAAAAAACCAGAUUGUAUAGAGGUGGAAAGGAAGGAACUACUUCGCAGCCAAGCAGUUUGACAAGAGCCCCCAUGUAGAACUGGAAGCAACUGUGCCUUGCGUGUACACCCUGUCAUGCACGUUGGCGCCUAGCGUGAAGCAGGAUGUCUCAGCAAACCAAUAUCGGGGAACUUCUCCCCAUGUUGGAUUCCCCAGUCCUGGCUGUCCUAGAAGACAUCAUGGCGGUGUUUAGAGACAACCUUGCCUCAGAUCGUGGGCCCAUGCUGGUGAAUUCCUUGGUGGACUACUACUUGGAGACCAGCUCCCAACAAGCUUUGCACAUCCUGAUCGCUGUUCAAGAGCCACACGACAAGCACCUUCUCGAUAAAAUCAACGAAUACAUGAGCAAGCCCGCUACCCGCCUCGCCACUCUUUCGCUACUUGGCCAUGUGAUUAGAUGUCAGCCCUCCUGGAAACAUAAGCUCCCUCACGCCCCUGUGCUCCUUUCCCUCCUCAAGUGUCUCAAGACUGACACCGACGUCGUGGUCCUCACCACCGGGGUACUAGUGUUAAUCACGUUGCUACCCAUGAUCCCUCAGUCUGGGAAGCAGCACCUGCACGACUUUUUUGGCAUCUUCGGCCGCCUUUCAUCUUGGUACUUGAAGAACCCAGGCCACGUGGCUGAGAUCUACCUGGUCCACCUCCACGCUAGCGUGUAUGCCCUCUUCCACCGCCUUUAUGGAAUGUACCCGUGCAAUUUUGUCUCCUUUCUGCGCUCCCACUACAGUAUGAAGGAAAACCUGGAGACCUUUGAAGAGGUCAUCAAGCCAAUGAUGGGCCAUGUCCGUAUCCAUCCGGAGCUGGUGACCGGUUCCAAGGAUCACGAGCUGGACCCUCGGAGGUGGAAGAGGCUAGAAACGCACGACGUGGUGAUUGAAUGUGCCAAAAUCUCCCUGGAUCCAGCGGAAGCUUCCUGUGAAGACGGCUACUGCCCAGCCGCCCUCCAAGCCUCCACGCACGUAUCGCUGCGCCCCACCGACCCUGAUGCCAGUCCUUACCUGAUCCCCCACACUAGUCUGGGAGCCGUGACGUCCACCCCUUACUCUUCCUCUCAGCUAGUCCUUGCUCAGAUUCCAGGGCACCUACCUCACCUCCUGAACCCCCAGUCCUCGAGCUUGUCCACUGAGCCUCAGCAGGCGCCUUUCUGGAGCCCCUCUGCUGUUUGUGGCAUGACCACCCCUCCAACCUCUCCUGGCCUUGCUCUGGAGUCUUUGCAGACUUCUUCCCAGCCUCCCAACAAGUUCUUCAGCAUAGCCGACGAUUUGGCUCCGGGUUCAGUUCCUGCGACGACCGCUGCUGCACCUUCGAAGAAGGAGGAAAAAACAGAUCCUUCAAGGCCUUUUCUGUCCCGACAGCAAAAUAUCAUCAACAGAACUUUGGACUCCCAAGGCAGUAAAAAUUCUGUAACUUUAAGCGACCUGCCCAACAUCCUGGGUGACCUCGAGGCCUCUUGUGAAGACAGCGGAGAGAAAGACCGAGAGGAAGAAGCCAUCUCCAACGAACUCUCCGAGAUCACCGCCGCAGAUGCCGAGCCCGUCGUGCCCCGGGGAGGCUUUGAUUCUCCGUUCUACCAAUCCAGUGAGAAUCUCUCCAGCUCUCGGAAAUCUCAGUCGCUCGUUUCAACCGCUGCAGGGCAGUUUUCGAACGCCGAUCCUUUGACAUCUUUCCUGGACCAAUCCUGGCUGGAAGGCCCGCGGGAUACUCCGAAGCAAGCCUUCACGCCCAUCGAGCGGCCUUGUCGGGAUGCCGAAGAGAUUCCUGGGAGAAUCCAGGAACUGUGGGCUUCCCCCGAUCCGGGCAUAUUGACUCCCAGCCCUUGUAAAAUCCCCGCUCGCCAGAGACCUGGCCUCGGGAGCCAACCGCUUCCCGAAUACGAGCACCUGUUUGAGGUGGCGUUACCCAAAACUGCUUACCUGUUUGUCGGCCGGAAGACGGAAGAGCUGCUGAAAAAAUUCAAGGGAGGACUGGAGGACGAAGGCUUUCUCUCUGCUUCACCUUUGAGGGUUCUAGACAGGCUGCUCCAACACGGGGCCGAUGUUCACAGCAGAGAACUCAACAAGUUAUCGUUGCCCAGCAGAUCCGCCGAUUGGACCCACUUUGGAGGUUCUCCCCCUUCCGACGAGAUUCGCACCCUGCAGAAUCAGCUGCGCCUGCUGCAUAACCAGCUGUUGUAUGAGCGCUUCAAAAGGCAGCAGCACGCUCUCCGGAACAGACGCCUGCUGAGGAAAGUCAUCAAAGCUGCUGCCCUGGAGGAACACAACGCAGCCAUGAAAGACCAACUGCGCCUCCAGGAGAAGGACAUCCAGACCUUGAAGCUCAGCCUCCAGAAGGAGCAGGACAAACACCGCCUCUUCCAGGAAGAAUGCGAUGGCAUGGUGGCUCAGCUCCACAGUCAGAUCCGACAGCUCCAGCACGAGCGGGAGGAGUAUUAUAACCAGAGCCAAGAGCUGAAGACCAAACUGGAAGACUGCUCCAACGUCAUCCGGGAUUUGCGGUCCGAGCUGAAAAAAUCCAACAACAAGGUGUGCCACACAGCACUGCUGCUGAGCCAAGUUUCACAAAAGCUUUCCAACAGCGAGUCCGUCCAACAGCAGAUGGAAUUCUUGAACAGGCAACUGCUGGUGCUCGGAGAAGUGAACGAGCUCUACCUGGAGCAGCUUCAGAACAAGCAUGCCGACACCACGAAGGAAGUGGAGAACAUGCAGACGGCCUUCCGGAAGGAGCUGGAGAGAGCCAAAUCCUGCCUCCUCCUCCAGAGUCAGCAAGUGGAAGCCUCUCAGAACCGGAUUGCGGAACUGGAAUCCCAGCUGACCAAGAAGGAUCACCUGUUCCUGGAGCAGAAGAAGUACUUGGAGGACGUCAAAGCCCAAGCCAGGGACCAGUUGCAGGCGGUCGAGCACCAGCACAGAGUGCAGAAACAAAUCACGCGGACUUUUGAACUGGAGAUAUUACGCCUGUACAGUUGCCUGGAUAGCGACCGGUUGCAGAAGAAACAGGAGGACAAAAUGGAAACGGCAGAAAUGGCCGAAGAAAGGCCCUCGGUCAAUGAAGGUCUGUGUCACCCGGUUGCUGGAUGUGGCGAUGAAAUGCUGGACAGAAACGGAGAGACCAGUUUUGCCGGCUCCCAGGCUCACAAUAGCACCAGCAGCAGCAGCAGCAGCAGCAGCAGUAAAGGCAACAGCAGUGGAUCCAGUCCGGAAAAGACCGUCGGCGAACGAGGCGGACAAUUCAACAGCUGCUGGGAGGCCUCUGCACGCCAGGAGCCGCCUUCCAGCCGCAGCCGACUGACUGUGGGUUCCUUCCCGAGUUCGGAGAGCUUCCUGGGCAUGAAAGCGCGCGAACUCUUCCGCAACAAGAGCGAGAGCCAGUGCGACAAUGACCAGGCGGCCAUUCAGAGCCUGUGCGGCACGCUGAAGACUGAAUUGUGCAAAGGGCCCCCCGGCCUAGAAACCGGAGGGGGCUCCCUACCCCCUUCUCCGGGUCCCGCAGAAACCACGCCCUCUCCCCGAAAUCAAGAAAGCAGCAUCGAAUCGCUGCAUAUAAUGGACUACAACGAAUCCCAUCACGGUCACAGCUAAACCGGGAGAGAGAGAGAGAGAGAGAGAGAGAGAGAGAGAGCGGCGGGGGACGGGAAAAAGAAAAAGGAAAAUCAGUGUUAACUUUUCUCAUAAUCUCAGCCUCCGGGAGAGGGAGAGGCACGCAGGGGCACAUGUGGUUUUAACUCCAAAGCUUUCCCGUUUUCGUUCUAGGCCCGUGGAAUUCCCAUCACGGGAACGGGACCUGGUUUUGUUUCGUUCGGGGCGGGUUGGAACUUGGCUGAGCGAAUAUCCGGGCGGAUGCCAGAUCUGGAAAGGAGCUCUCUGCCCUCUUUUGAUGCGUUUUCUCCCUUCUUCCCCCCCCCCCCCCUACUUCUUCCUUCACUUGGGGUGGUGAUGGCUGAAGGUGUUCGACUCCCUUUUGCCUCCCACCGAACGAAUUUUUGUGCAAUAGGUUAGCUGGCGGAUCGGGAAAGGGGGUAGGGGAAUGUUUGCGUGCUUGCUCUGAAGGACUGUGCCCCCCCCACUCCCCACCCCCCCCAGUCCUCAAUCAGGGUUGGUAGCCAUCUUGCCCCCCCCCACCCCCUUUCGCAGGUGACAGUUCUCCUCCCAAAGUAAUUUUCUUUUUUUUAAAUAAAAUAAAAGAACCCUCCGAUAUCCUCGUGAGCACGCUGGACUUUGCUCCGAUAUUUCAAAUCCUACCUUUAGGAUUCCAAUCGCCUUCCCUUUUAAAACAACCACCUCCCCCUCCCUCCCCAAAAAUCGGCUUAUCUCCCCCCGUGGAUAGGAAUUUUUUGGGGGUGGGGGGAAGCCGCCCCGCCAGAGUCCCCACACAAAUCUCAAAGCAUUAUUUCUUUCGAUACUUUUAUUCUCUUUAGCUGUGUGCGUGUUUCUCUCUAGUCGGAUAAGCUGGUAAUGACCCCCCGACUUGAGUUUUGUUAAGUGAAAAAGGAAGGAGGAGGCAUCCUUCCCAUGAUGGUUGAGUGUUUUAUAACAGCAGCAGGUGGAAAUUUAUGGCGGAAACCACAAGGGGGGGGGAAUCAGCUCUCUCCCCACCGCCUGUCCUGUGCUCCCCUUUCCCCGCGUCCCCUCAAAGCGAGAAGCAUCUCCUUCGCUGGUUUUGUGUUCCACCUGCACCCAAAAUGAGGUUUCUCCUUCCUUUUUUAUAUAUAACCCAGUUUCUUACAAGAGGCUUACCAUCUCUGGCUGGCCACCAGCCAAGGCUGGAACGCCAAAACCCGUCGGUCUGAAGCCCUUCUGGUUUUCUCCGGAUUUGAACCUUCCGUUGGGGACUGGGUGUGCGCAUGGAUGAGACCUGUGACCAUUUCCCCCACCGCCCCCAUCCUCAAAACCUUCAGAAGGAGAUCCUUGGCAAGCCAGCCUUGUGGUUCUUGGAGACAGAUGGCGCUUCGAAGGCUUAAAUGUCGUCCCCCCCUUUCCCCGUUUGCGUUGUGUCUCUUUCACGAGGACGUCCUUCACUUUGGCGGGAGGGAACACCUUGAUUCUUAAAAACCACACAAGGGCAUCUUCUCCGCCCCUUCCGCUUCUGAAUAUUUUCUACCCCUUUUCGGGCACAAAACCAGCCCUGGGGGAGCUCUGUUUCGUCCGAGAAAGCUGCUAAGGUUCCCCCACUCCCCGCUCCCCCAAAAUCGCCACACCUCGCUUUUCCUCCAGUGGUCCUUCGUACAUUUCUUAAACCAAACCUUUUCUUUUCUCUCUCUGGACCCUAAGCAGACGGCGAGUUUAAAUCGCUGCUUUUUUGAACGGAGGGGGGGGGGAAAAUCACGGCAAGCGUGCAAUGGGGUGGAAUGAGGGCGAUGUUUGGCUGAGUGUCAGGGGAAAAUGGUGAACUUGCCUUGUUUCUAUCUGAUGUAUGGAUGGGCUGAAGGCAUGUGGCUGAUGGGGGCUGUAGUCUUGUCCCAAGUAUGAGCUCGGAGGGUUAUAAGCGGUUGCUGUUUGGGGGGGGGGAAUGCUGAUGUCUGUGGUUGAAGCCCUCCCCAUUCCCUACAGCAGGGCUCCUUCAAAUUUGGCCACUAUUAAGACUUCUGGACUUUCCAACUCCCCAGCCAGCCAUUCUGGAAGUUGAAGAGGUCCACAAGCUUUUAAAAAACGGCCAGGUUUGGAGACCCCUGCCCCGAAGGAAGAGAAUGAGUUUAUUCCCCCUCUUCUACUCCCUUCAAAUGGAUUUAAAGCCGGUCCUUGGCAUAUCAACUGCAGUCCUUUGGGUUCUGCAGAGCUGAUCCCCAACCUUUUCCCAGCCCAACCAAAUCGCUUCCCCCAACCUCUUUAUUCUGCGGGUGUUCGAACUGGAAUAGCCCCCCUCUUUUGUGAACAUUUUGGCAGGGUCCUUUCCCACCUGAAGGCUUGUAGAUUUCAACUCCCCAAAUUCCCCAGCCAGCCAUGCUGAGGAAUUCUGGAAGUUGGAGACCCCUGAUUUACACCCUCUCACUCUGGGGCAUCGAUGGAUUUUCAGAUCCCAUCCAAGUCACUGAUAGAGGCUGACUUUUUAACUUCCUUAUCCCUUUGGGGGAGAGGGCUCUUUCCACCACCCCACCACCCCCUCAAGGGCACCCAACCUUAUUUCUCUGUUUAGCUAUCCGGAUUUGGAAAUAUCUUCAGGAAGGAAGCUUGCUCUGUUUUUUUUUUUUCUUCCCCCAUGCCGACCGUCCCAAUCUCGAUUGGAAAGGGAUCAAAAUAAUCCCAUCUUUUCUCCCCCCCCCCCUUCGUGGGUAGGACCAAUUCCUUGGUUUGGUUGGUUUUGCGCAAAUGGCAAAUCCGCGAUGAAUUUGGGUGGGAUUGUUCCCAGCCAGGCUACAACAAAGAUGGCACAAAUCCUUCUCCUCCUCCUCCUCCUUUGAAUCAUGGAUGUAGCGUACAUAAUGGAAGUAUUUGGGUUUUUUGGGGGGUGGGAGAGGUAUUUUUUUCCCUCUCUCUUUCUUGCCAUUUUGGGAAGGGAGGGGGAAGAAAGGUUCCCGUUAGCGAAGCUGAAAAUAAUCCUUGCCUUUCCCCCCCCCCUCUCCUUUUCUUCAAGAAAAAAAAAUCUCUGAUCGCUUUUACUUAAAUCUUUAAAAAAAGAGAGAGAAGAAAAAAGAAAAAAAAAACCAAGCUGUGUAUAAAAAGCAAACAUUUUCCUGCCUUCCCUCUCUUUGUAAGCAUGAUUUUUUUU
This is a messenger RNA of Thamnophis elegans (Western terrestrial garter snake), 6890 nucleotides long. RefSeq names its product TSC complex subunit 1 (gene TSC1). Bases 293 to 3766 code for a protein of 1157 amino acids. The transcript has 23 exons. The record is from RefSeq and is a predicted model, not a curated record. Lineage: Eukaryota; Metazoa; Chordata; Lepidosauria; Squamata; Natricidae. Gene Ontology annotation, cellular component: TSC1-TSC2 complex. Gene Ontology annotation, biological process: regulation of cell cycle; negative regulation of cell population proliferation; negative regulation of TOR signaling.